AGUGAAUCCUUCACUCACUGAAUUUCUCACUGAAAGAACUGAAGUACCAAGGAGGGAAAGCCUUGACUCUGGAAAAAAAUGCCCUCCAGGAAAAAGUCCUUGAUGUUUGCCUUUGCUUUUUUGACCAGCAUUUGUUCCUUUGUGAUCGUUUGCCUUGUUCUUGCAACCAAAAAUUGGGUUUCAAGUAGGAUAACCUUUACUUCUGGAACAGCCAAUACGACAAUGUUCUUUACAUACGGACUCUUUGAAGGACAUUGGUCAACAACUGUGGUCCAUGGAAUUGCUAUACAAGAGACCAGUUUCCAAGUUUCAGACUUGUUGGAAAAUGGCCCAGUGAAGAGCUUCAACAUUGCGGUUGUCUUUCUUCUAGUUAUCAGCUUGCUCAGCUCCUUCCUGAGUUCAGGAUUUACAUGCUACAAUGCUGUCAGCAAUCCCUAUCAGACCUUUUUAGGCCCCAUUGGGGCCUACACCUGGAACUCCAUAUCAGGUAUCUGCAUUUUUCUUACCUUGAUACUGUUUGCUGUGAAUGUGGAAGUAAAUGAACUAUCUGUUCAACUGGCCGACAAAGUAUCUGCUGUUUCAAGACCAUACGGACUCUCCAACUUUUAUGGAUAUUCAUACUGGAUCAUGCUUCUUAUAGCUCUUUUAAAUGUUGCAACCAUAAUCAUAGUUGUUUUCUACCAAAAAGAGAGGUAUUCAAAAAGGAAGGAGCAAGAGAGACCCAUGGAAAGUGCCCCCAAAGAUGGCAUCUUAUUCUAACAGCAUUGGUACCUUCGUUUCAAGACUAACCAUCAAUCACAUUUAAGUAAGACACACUGACUCAGAUGGAUCCUAAGUAUGAAUAAUUAAGUACAGGGUUGCUACCCAACAUGAAACAAAACAUCAUGUUAACAAUUAGAGCUAGUCAUGGAAAAUCAUAUGGUUAGAUUCUGCUAAUGGCAGCACUCUCCCCUGUGCACAGGUUACUUCCACCAGCAAAAAGCUGCUUGCAUUGGAGGAAAGCACCAGAUUAGUGGGAUAAUAUCUGCAGGAUCUAACCUACUAUUUAUAUUACAUUAUUCUAGAGGUUUUUUUAAAAACUUAAUUUUAGUUGAUCACUUUACUGAAGUGGCCUUUCACAGUUUGUCCAAACAUAGGGUCUCAGCACACGAGACAAAAUACACUCGAAUUACCUGUGUAAUUCAAGUGUAUUUUGUAAUUCAAGUGUAUUUGAGUGUAAUUUGAGGGCGAAGCUACAAGUGACGAAUGACACUUGGACAGCAAGUGUAUUUCUCCCUGUUCACUUGCGCUCCAUUCAAUCCACUUGCUGUUCAAGUGUCAUUCGUCACUUGUAGCUUGGCCCUGAGUGUAUUUUAUAAUUUAUUCGAGUGUAUUUGAGUGUAAUUUGAGUGUAUUUUGUCUCGUGUUGUUGUUUGACCCAUAGCUUAACUUUAUAAAUCUUCCUGGUUCCGCUGUUCGUUUUGGAAACUUGGUAUCCCACAGAGCUUGUGGGCUGAAACUGACUUGGCAAGCCACAAGUUCUGUAAAGCUACUGUUCCUCCUCCCCUUUUCUUCUCACCUCCACACAUGAAUUUUGUUGAAACAUCCAGUUUGAAAUAUGUCACUCAGAAGCACACUACAUUGUGAAUAAAGUU
Molecule: messenger RNA, 1634 nt
Organism: Eublepharis macularius
Lineage: Eukaryota; Metazoa; Chordata; Lepidosauria; Squamata; Eublepharidae
Gene: CLRN3
Product: clarin 3
Exons: 3
Coding region: 79-759 (226 amino acids)
Source: RefSeq, a predicted model, not a curated record